Molecule: messenger RNA, 219 nt
Organism: Lipotes vexillifer (Yangtze River dolphin)
Lineage: Eukaryota; Metazoa; Chordata; Mammalia; Artiodactyla; Lipotidae
Gene: SMLR1
Product: small leucine rich protein 1
Exons: 2
Coding region: 1-219 (72 amino acids)
Source: RefSeq, a predicted model, not a curated record
AUGGCAAUGAGCCCUGUACUGUCGGAGUUCCUGAGAGAGCUCCCAGGCUGGUUCCUGCUCUCUGGCAUCUUCCUGCCCGUGACUUUGCUGCUGUUCCUUCUCAUUGCCUACUUCAGGAUCAAGCUGAUGGAGGUUAAUGAAGAACUGUCACCGACUCCUGAUCGCCAACACAAUCGUAAGGCUAGCUCUUCCUGGUACCAGAGAGAGAAACGGACGUGA